Schistosoma haematobium is the source of this 336-nucleotide messenger RNA. RefSeq lists its product as uncharacterized. NCBI's taxonomy places the organism in Eukaryota, Metazoa, Platyhelminthes, Trematoda, Strigeidida, Schistosomatidae. Gene Ontology annotation, cellular component: mitochondrion. The transcript has 4 exons. The record is from RefSeq and is a predicted model, not a curated record. Gene Ontology annotation, molecular function: FAD binding; sulfide:quinone oxidoreductase activity. Bases 1 to 336 code for a protein of 111 amino acids.
AUGUCAACUGGUCAGGUGGGAACAUUAGAAAAGAAUAUCUGUGAUAUUAUUAAUGGUGGUCAAGGGAAUGUUUCUGAAUACGACGGAUAUACAGCUUGUCCUAUAGUUACAGGUUAUAAUCGUGGUAUUAUAGCGGAAUUUGAUUAUAGAGCUAAACCAUUAGAAACAUUGCCUAUUGAUCAAGGGAAAGAACGUUAUUUAUUCUAUUUUACAAAAACAUACCUUCUACCACCACUUUAUUGGGAUGGACUUUUAAGAGGAAUAUGGUCUGGUCCAAAAACUAUCCGAAAUCUGCUGCACUUACAUCGACCUUCAUAUUCAGAUGCAGAAAAAUGA